AUGCGAGGAAGACUUGAUCACCUGGAAAAUCUUCUGGACAGCCUCGUACUGAGAAUGGAAGAAAAGAACGAAGCAGAAGACAAAGCGGGAAGCAGACUUUUUCAAACGCUAAUGGAAAAAGAAAACCAAGACUUAAAAAGAAGAGUGUUGCAACUAGAAGAAAAGCUACAAAACUCAAAUGUGCAAAUGGACAAUGUCAAAAUUACAGUCUCGAAAUUACUCUCUACAAACCAGCAACUAAUGGCGAGAAUAUCAGUUUUGGAAAAUAACAAUGAGAUGUCUAAAAAGAAAGAUAUAAACAUUACAUUUGGCAGAAGUAUCAAGAACUCCUAUAAGUCAAAUGAAUUCGUGAACAAGACACAUAAAUCAUCAAAGGAGAAACGUCUUUUGACAGAUGUCUCCACGCCAACGCCUCCAUUCGCAGUCGGUAUAGCAUUCUCUGCUUAUGUGUCUAGAUUCGAGACCGAUAUAGCGAAAGAUUACACGAUCAAAUUCGACAGCAUAGUGACAAAUGUUGGCAAUCAUUAUAAUCCAUAUUCUGGAAUAUUCAUUGCUCCUCAACACGGUGUUUAUGUGUUUACAUGGAACCUUUACGGUGGCUAUAUAUGUUCUGAGAUGAUUGUCAACUCAAACCCUGUUGCAGCCAUGCUGUCAGAAGGCAAGGGUGCUUCAAAUGUUAGAAGUACAACAGGAGUGGUGGUGGUGAAGAUCAACCACGGUGACGUGGUGUUUGUCCGCACUCAUCCUACUGAAAAUCAUAUAGGGAAUCUCUUUAGCUAUUCUAGUUGGAGGUCAUCGUUUAAUGGAUGGAAGAUAAACUAA
Molecule: messenger RNA, 822 nt
Organism: Saccostrea cuccullata (small rock oyster)
Lineage: Eukaryota; Metazoa; Mollusca; Bivalvia; Ostreida; Ostreidae
Exons: 3
Coding region: 1-822 (273 amino acids)
Molecular function (GO): protein binding
Source: RefSeq, a predicted model, not a curated record